Chinchilla lanigera (long-tailed chinchilla) is the source of this 1634-nucleotide messenger RNA. RefSeq names its product protein PBDC1-like. Gene Ontology annotation, cellular component: cytoplasm. The record is from RefSeq and is a predicted model, not a curated record. Bases 110 to 748 code for a protein of 212 amino acids. Lineage: Eukaryota; Metazoa; Chordata; Mammalia; Rodentia; Chinchillidae. The transcript has 6 exons.
GAUGCAAGAACUGCUCAUCCUCCAGCCCUCUCCAUUUCCAAUCAACUGCUGAAAGACCGCUGGGGAAAAAACAAACAAACUGAACAAGCCACACUUUCUUGGCUGCAACAUGGAGUUUUCCAGUGGGACGGAUGAGCCGGCUUCCGCGGAGGUAGUGUCCAUCGCAAAUGCUCUUUCUCUGCCAGCAGAGUCUUACGGCAAUGAUCCAGAUAUUGAGAUGGCUUGGGCUAUGAGAGCAAUGCAGCAUGCUGAAGUAUAUUACAAGCUGAUUUCAUCAGUUGACCCACAGUUCUUGAAACUCACCAAAGUGGAUGAUCAGAUCUACUCUGAAUUCCGGGAGUGUUUUGAGAAACUCAAGAUAGAUGUAUUGGACCCAGAAGAACUCAAAUCAGAUUCGGCUAAAGAGAAGUGGAGGCCAUUCUGCUUGAAGUUUGGCAGGAUUGUAGAAGACUACAACUAUGGUACUUUGCUGCGACUGGAUUGUUCUCAGGGCCACACAGAGGAAAAUACUAUCUUUGCCCCCAGGAUACAAUUUUUUGCCAGUGAAAUUGCUCGGAAUCAAGAAGGAUAUAACAAAGCUGUUUAUAUCAGUGUUCAUGACAAAGAAGGAGUGAAAGGAGUCAAUGGAACAGAGGAUGGAGGAAAGAAAGGAGCUGACAAUGGAGGAGAAGCAGAGAAAGUAGAGAAAGGAGCACCUAGUAGAGGAGAAAAAGAAAGAAUCACCAGAGAAGGAGAAAAAGAAAAGUGACAAAGGAGGAGAAAAAGAAAAGAAAGCUGACACAUCCACCACAGCUGUGAAGCAUCUGUGUAAGGUAGACAGAGUACAGGACUCUGGAGACUGAUACUCAAAUGAGGCUACAGGUACCACAGUGCUACUUGCAUAGACUCCUUUGGUUAAAUGUAUGUCCUUGUCAGUUGAAGGACACUAAAAUAACAUCUGUCUAACAUAAUAAUCAGGAGUUGCUCUGGUUGUUCCCUUGAAUGAACUGACUUAAAAGCCUACUAGGCGAGUCUUAGUUAAUUGUUUGAUAUGUUUUUUCUUGACUCUCAACUGCUGUCCAAGUAAAAAUCGUUGUAAAUAAAUUGUUCUUGGUACUUAUGAUUAUCUAUAUCUGUGGCUUGUAAGACAUAUUUGAAGUUGUUAGACACUUCAAAUUUUUUUGGGUAUAUAAUCUUUCUACUAUGUCUUAUAUAAAAUUAUUGAUACAUGUUUCUUAAUUCUUCUCACUGUUUGCUAUAGUGAAGUUCUCUCAAGCUGUUAAGUUGUACCUGAUCCUAGGAUUAGUUGUCCUUAUAUACGAAUUGACUGUAGCUCUGUAAUUUCCUUUGGUAUGUCUAAAAAAGACCAUGUAAGUACUCUAUGUGGAGAACAGCACUAGCCUGAACCUGUCUGAAUAGUGAAGGCAGCCCUGCUCAUAGUAGAAGAGCAAGAUGUGGACCUGUUUUAGUACUUCUCUUUUGAUAGCCAGGCUGUUCUCUGAAAGCUAGCAAAUAAUAACAACAUAGUAAAAUAUAAAGCCGGAUAGUGGUCUCCCUUUUAUCAUGCAGUGGAUAAUAACAUAUAUAUUUAUAUAGUAGCCCAACAGUUUAAAAUGUUUUGUCAGACUCCACAAAUAAACACUGGUUUUAUGGGA